Molecule: messenger RNA, 1662 nt
Organism: Lymnaea stagnalis (great pond snail)
Lineage: Eukaryota; Metazoa; Mollusca; Gastropoda; Lymnaeidae
Source: the annotation of a GenBank genome assembly
UUUAAUGAGCACGUCUACAUCUGGACAACUAUAGCGCUGUGCAUAAUUUUUAUCCUUCUGAUCUUACUCUCCAACGCCCUGCUCAUAUGGAAAAAUGCCCGGGAAUUGGAUUUCUAUUCGAGGCCAAAGAACCAGAUCAUUUUAUCUCUAGCCAUAGGAGAUAUUAUCGUCGUUCUCUUUCCCCUGAGCGUGUUGGUUAGGAACUUUUUACCAGAAGAUUACCAGCCCAAUUUGAUGUCGUGUAGUCUGGCCAAGACCUCGGAAACGUACAUGAGAUUUCUCCUUCAUUUCGUCUACGGCCUGGGCCUCGUCAUUCUAGCGAUCGAACUUUUAUGUCGCAACAAAAUCCAUGACAUGACGGCCGACAAAACAGGCAAGAUUUUUGUUUCAAUCGUACUCAGCGCCAUCCCGUGGUUACUGGGUCUCAUCUUCGUCCUACCGCUCUGUCUGGCUAACAUUGACAUGACAACGUGUUCGUCAGUGCAGACCUUAGAUCAGGCCGAGGCGGCGGUGGUCAUCUCUGUUAUUCUGCCCGCGUGUGCUGCUGUGGUCAUGUGUAUUGUUGUAUACUGUCAUGAGUUACCUCCAGCUCAGUACCAACAGACAACGGCUACAUCCACACCGAUGGUUACAAUCAUGACGAGUCACUCGAAUUCUCCGCUACAAUCUGGUCGCGGAUUUACAGCAGCCCCGACUUUUGGGUACCAUCCAGGCUACCAGUAUCCCCAACAACCCAUUCCUGGACAGCAUCCACUUCAGCAGUACCCACAGCAGAUGAAAAACUUUCAAGCAAAUCAGCCAUGUGUCGCAGAGCAGCCUAACGUCGCUCAACAACCCCUUGUUGCACAGCAAUACUAUGCCACGCAGCAACCAUAUGUCGCACAGCAACCCCAUGUCACACAGCAACCCUAUGUCGCACAGCAACCCCAUAUCACACAGCAACCCCAUGUCACACAGCAACCCCAUGUCACACAUCAACCCCAUGUCACACAGCAACUCCAUGUCACACAGCAACCCCAUGUCACACAGCAACCCCAUGUCACACAGCAACCCUAUGUCUCACAGCAACCCCAUGUCACACAGCAACCCGAUGUCACACAGCAACCCCAUGUCACACAGCAACCCUAUGUCUCACAGCAACCCUAUGUCACACAGCAACCCUAUGUCGCACAGGAACCCUAUGUCACACAGGAACCCCAUGUCACACUGCAACCCCAUGUCACACAGCAGCCCUAUGUCGCACAGCAACCCUAUGUCGCACAGCAACCCUAUGUCUCACUGCAGCCCUAUGUCACACAGCAACCCUAUGUCGCACAGCAACCCUAUGUCUCACUGCAGCCGUAUGUCUCACGGCAACCCUUUAUUGCACAGCAACCCUACACCGUAAAACGACCCAAACAGGGACUGUACGUACAGAACGAUGCUGGGAUCACUUUGUCAAAAUAUCGCCGUGAAAAGUCCAGACUCCUUGCCGUUGCCAUAGUUUUCUUUCUCCUUGUUGUUCCACAGGCCAUCUAUCAGCUCAGCUAUGCUCUAAACCCGACAAGAACCAAGAUGGAGAGAAGGAUUACUGCAACGGCCAUACAUGACUUCGUGCUUUGGUUAAUGGUCAUCAGGUCAUUCGUCACGCCACUCAUAAUGUACUGCUAUUCUGAUGUCUAA